AUUGUGUUUCACUUAGAAGAAUUUCACAACUUAAUAUUUUCUCUUAUAAUCUCAGGAUAAUUUUUUCUUAUGUAAAUUUAUAAUUAAACUGAUAAUAAAUAACUGAUAUUUUAAAAAACUAUUAUCUACAUUAUAUAUAUAUAUAUUUGAUAGUUUAGUAUGUUGCUAGUAUAAGUAAGCUACCUCGCUUAAAUGCGCCGCAAAAUUUAAUAUAUAAAAUCUGAGAAUUUUAUAUAUGAAAAAUGGUUUUUGCCAUAACUAGAGCCUGUUGUUUAUUUUUCCGUGCUAGCACAGGAUUUAAAAAUAAUUAUAAAAAUUAUAAACACUUAAAAAUCUGUUCAGUAAAUUUCUCCAUAAAAACUGAUAUCUCUCCUCUAGAAGAAGAGGUCCCAAAAUUAAUACCUCCAAUUGGAGAUGGAAAAAUAUUUGAAACUGUAGAAGAUGCUAUAUCGGAUAUGCCAGAUGGUGCUAAACUUCUGAUUGGUGGAUUUGGACUUUGUGGAAUUCCUGAAAAUUUAAUUUCAGCUGUGUUGAAACGAGGUUCUAAAGAUUUAACUGUUAUUUCAAAUAAUGCAGGAAUUGAAGAUUUUGGAUUAGGUAUACUAUUAAAAGAAUGUAGAAUUAAAAGAAUGAUUUCUUCUUAUGUUGGUGAAAAUCCUGAAUUUGAGAAGCAAUAUCUUAGUGGUAAAUUAGAAGUUGAAUUAACUCCACAAGGUACACUGGCAGAACGUAUUCGAGCAGGAGGAGCUGGAAUUCCAGCUUUUUAUACUCCCACAGCAUAUGGAACAAUAGUACAAGAGGGUAAUGUUAUUAUAAAGUAUGAUGAAAAUGGAAAUGCAGAAAUAUCUGGAGAACCAAAAAAUACAGCACAGUUCAAUGGCAGAAAUUAUGUCUUAGAAACUGCUAUUACUGGAGAUUUUGCUCUUGUGAAAGCUUGGAAAGCAGACAAAGCUGGUAAUCUAAUCUUUAGAAAAUCAGCUAGGAAUUUUAAUCCAGUAAUGUGUAAAGCAGCUAAAAUUGCUAUUGCUGAAGUAGAGGAAAUUGUAGAAAUUGGACAAUUGGAUCCUGAUCAGAUUCAUUUGCCUGGAAUUUAUGUAGAUAGGAUUGUCAAAGGUCUUUCAUAUGAGAAACGCAUUGAGAAACGAUUUACGAAACAAAAUAUAAAACCUAAAAAAAUAACACCAGCAAGUAAAGCAAGGGACAGAAUUAUUAGACGAGCUGCAUUAGAAUUCAAAGAUGGAAUGUAUGCAAAUUUGGGAAUUGGUAUACCUAUGCUGGCUUGUAAUUAUGUUCCUAAGAAUGUAAAAAUAACUUUACAAUCCGAAAAUGGUAUCCUUGGUGUGGGACCAUUUCCAAAUGAGUCAGAAGUUGAUCCAGAUUUAAUAAAUGCUGGAAAAGAAACAGUUACAGUUUUUCCAGGAGCUUCUUUUUUUAGCAGUGAUGAAAGCUUUGCAAUGAUCAGAGGAGGUCACAUUGAUUUAACAAUACUUGGUGCUAUGCAAGUGUCAGAAAAUGGAGAUCUGGCUAAUUGGAUGAUUCCAGGUACUAUGGUGAAGGGAAUGGGUGGAGCAAUGGAUUUGGUUUCUGCAGCAAGUACAAAAGUAAUAGUCACUAUGGAACAUAAAGCUAGAGAUGGGAGUCCAAAAAUUUUGAAAAAUUGUACUUUGCCUGUUACAGGUCAACAAUGUGUCGACCUAAUAAUUACAGACAUGGCAGUAUUUGAAGUGGUUCAAGGAGAAGGAUUGAAAUUAAUUGAAAUCGCACCUAAUAUUGAUAUUAGUGAUAUUGUUAGUUCUACUGGUUGUGAAUUUUCGGUAGUUGAUGAUCUUAAAGAAAUGGGACAAGUGAAUUUAGAUGAUUGUCAAUAAAUAUACAUUCUUAUAUUCUUUUAAAUAUAAAAAAUAGAUAUCAAAAAUUUGUUUUUAAGAAAAACAAAGGGAAAUAUUGAUAUCAGGAAAGUAAUAAUUAAACUAUUAUUUUUAAAUUAU
Molecule: messenger RNA, 1988 nt
Organism: Apis laboriosa (Himalayan honeybee)
Lineage: Eukaryota; Metazoa; Arthropoda; Insecta; Hymenoptera; Apidae
Gene: SCOT
Product: succinyl-CoA:3-ketoacid coenzyme A transferase 1, mitochondrial
Exons: 7
Coding region: 243-1868 (541 amino acids)
Biological process (GO): ketone body catabolic process
Cellular component (GO): mitochondrion
Molecular function (GO): succinyl-CoA:3-oxo-acid CoA-transferase activity
Source: RefSeq, a predicted model, not a curated record